CAGAAAGAGAGGGGCAGGUCAUUACCGCUGACACGUUAUUUGUCAUUCAUAACACGGAGCGAUUCUACUUCACAUAGCUAGUUUGGAGGCUCUUUCUAUAGUUUUGAAACACUGUCGGAAGUAAUGGCGACUUGUGACGACGUGCGGGAAAACGUGAAGAAGUAUUAUGGCAGCAGACUGGAGUCCUCAGCUGAUUUGCAAACAAGUGCAGCUUCCUGCAGUUUUUCUUGCCGCCCAAUGCCAACGAGUGUCACUGAAGCACUGACCCUGGUUCAUCCGGAGGUCACCAAGAGAUUCUACGGCUGUGGUCUUCCGUUCCCAGCGAAGCUUGAGGGCUGCACAGUCCUGGACCUCGGCAGCGGCUCUGGUCGAGACUGUUAUGCCUUCAGUAAACUUGUUGGACCGAGCGGACAUGUGACUGGGGUCGAUAUGACAGAGGAGCUGAUCGCAGCGUCUCGUCAGUACAUCGAGUAUCAUCAGAAGAAGUUUGGCUAUGAGAAGCCCAACGUGACUUUUGUCCAGGGGUACAUGGAGAAGCUCAGUGAAGCUGGCAUACAGAGUGACUCAGUGGAUGUUGUGCUAUCCAACUGUGUAAUCUGUUUGUGUCCUGACAAAAGAGCAGUGCUGCAGCAAGCUUACAACGUCCUAAAGGAGGGAGGUGAACUGUACUUUAGUGACAUGUACGCCAGUAAAGUCAUUCCUGAUCACAUGAAGAAAGAUACAGUCCUGUGGGGUGAAGGGAUGGGUGGUUCUCUGUUUUGGCAGGAUCUCAUUUCAUUGGCUCACAGCGUAGGUUUUAGCACGCCACACCUUGUUUCAGCCAGUCACAUCGUGGUCCACAACUGUGAGCUCAAAGCAAAAGCAGGUGACAUCAACUACACUUCAGGCACUUACCGGCUCUUUAAGCUGCCCAAAAGUCCAGCCUUGUCUUGGGCAACAGUGACCUAUAGAGGAACGGUGGCAGAUUUCCCAGAUCAGCUGGACUUUGAUUCCUCCCACUGUUUCAAGAAAGAUGUGGCAGUGGAGGUAAAUGGAGAGAUGGCAGCAAUUCUCCAGAGAUCCCGUUUCUCUUCGGAUUUCAUCAUCCAGACUUCAGACCGAACAGAGUCCAGCUCAGAGUCAGCACCACAGUACUGCCACCUCAACCCCUUUCUGCUGGCUGACAGACUGGGAGCCUCAGUGAGACAAUGCUCCAAAACAAGCAAAUAAAGAUGCAGCUCAUUUAACUGUCCCAAAGAACAGCUAAAAUAAGAUUGUAACAAAUGUUUUUAGAGUUUGAUUAGUUGAUUGUAAUAACAUUACAGACUAAUUAUUUAUGUACUCGUCAUCACUUACUUAUAAUAUUAUGAACAUUACGGUUAAGAGCUGUUUAACAGGAUAAUACUGUCACAGUGAUAUAACAAAUAAGUGUCCAAAUAGUAAAAAUAUACAUUUUGUACUAAUUGUUUUAACUUUCUAAGCUUCAAGAGAUAACAUAACAAUUAAAGCAUCUUGCCAGUG
Molecule: messenger RNA, 1500 nt
Organism: Plectropomus leopardus (leopard coralgrouper)
Lineage: Eukaryota; Metazoa; Chordata; Actinopteri; Perciformes; Serranidae
Product: arsenite methyltransferase
Biological process (GO): toxin metabolic process; arsonoacetate metabolic process
Cellular component (GO): cytosol
Molecular function (GO): arsenite methyltransferase activity
Source: RefSeq, a predicted model, not a curated record